This is a messenger RNA of Zonotrichia leucophrys gambelii, 1411 nucleotides long. RefSeq names its product transforming acidic coiled-coil-containing protein 3-like. Gene Ontology annotation, biological process: cerebral cortex development; cell population proliferation; mitotic spindle organization. The transcript has a single exon. Lineage: Eukaryota; Metazoa; Chordata; Aves; Passeriformes; Passerellidae. Gene Ontology annotation, cellular component: cytoplasm. The coding region runs from base 115 to 1110 and encodes 331 amino acids. The record is from RefSeq and is a predicted model, not a curated record.
CGUUGUGUGCUCUCUCAGCUGGGCGUCCUCAGGGCUGGUCCCGGGAUCUGCCGGCAGGUAACCUUUCAAACUCCUCAAAGAGAUCCUCGCGCUAGAAAAAUCCUGAGUCCUGCCAUGACAGACAAACUUCAGACUUCAUCUGCCACAUCUUCACGGCAGUCGUCAAGUGCAAAAGAUGUUUUAUUUGCACCCUCUGAUAAUGAGGAAAUUGUUGAGCAGAGUGUGGCCAAAGAUGUACCGAAAGUUCAAGAAGAGAAGCUGGGAGGUGAAGCGGAAACUCAACUUCCAGGGAAAAGAAAAAGAGAAGAGGAGAAGCAAAUGAAACCAUCUAAAAGAUCUCCAGCUAAGGUUGCUUCGUCUCAAGAUAAUUUGGUCUCCACUGUCAGCGGAAAAAAGUCAACGGCUGCAGAAGAAAUUAAACCUAGUUGCCCUGGAAUUGAAGGCACAGCAGAUGAGACAGCUGGUGCUCAACUGGAAGAGCUCUUCAGACCAUCACCAGAAGAGUUUGGAAUGGACAUAGACUAUCUGGAACAGUUUGGGUCUUCAUCAUUCAAAGAAUCAGCCUGGAGGAGACAGUCGCUGUAUUUGAAGUUUGACCCUCUGUUGAUAGACAGUCCAAGUAAACCAUGGUACUCUGAUGGUACUAUUGAAUUAAGUAAGGGAAUCAUCACAGCUCCAUCUCAUCCUGGGCCUGUUGCUGAUUUAAGUACAGUGCCUGAGGAAGCCGGAAAGCCUGUAGUGAGUCUUAAGAGUGACGAAAAAGCAAAAGGACUACAUCUUCUGGGGACAUUUACAACUUCUACUGAUCCCCUAAUUCCGGACUCCCUGAGUAGUGAUGUUCCUCUAGUCCCUUUUGCUACUUCCACAAACACUGCUGUGGAUGCUGUUAUAGAUGUGCCUAAAUAUACCCAAAAAGACAGGGAUGCAGCUGUUGAACUGCUGAAGAGAGAGGUAUGGUGUUGUAAUCUUCGCUGCAGUGUUUAUACAAUUACAAUAUGCAUACAGUCCCAGCUCUCUGGCUGCCACAGCUCUCGGCUGUCUUUAGAUGUUCCAAGGCUCUUUUCUUUAAAGGCCAUAUUCUUACAGCUUUCUGCUGCUACAGCUCCUUAAUUCAAAGGCCAUAUUAUAUUCCAAAGUCCCAGCUCUCAGGCUGCCACAGCUCUCGGCUGUCCAGGGGAUUCCAUACCUUCUCUCAAUGUUUGGUUGUGUGUUCUUCCUCACACGGGGCACCAGUUGUUGUAAUCUUCGCUGCAGCUCGUUUGGAGCAACUCAGACCCACACAGGUCUUACAAUACAACAUAUAUUCAGGCCCCCACAUUGACACACACAGGUCUUACAAUACAACAUAUAUUCAGGCCCCCACAUUUCCCCCCUUUUCUUUUAACAAUUAUACAAUUACAAUACGCAUACA